UCCUUCCCCUGAUACUUCAGGAACCCACAAUUCGAUUUACUUUUUUUCAUUAUUUGUUUAAUCUUUCGCUUUUUAUCAGUCUCUGAAUCGCGCUUCAUUCGGUACUGUUAUCUCUCAGUUUGUGUCUAUGACACCAAUGGGAUUUAGUGUCUUGAGUUUCUGAUUAGAGAAAUACUUAGUGAUCAAAGUUCGCUCUUCUCUGAUGUAAAUAAUUAUCUUUCUUUUCUUUUUUUUGUGUUAAGAUGAUGAUUUUUGUAAAUGCUCUGCAGAGGUCCAGAGCGAUAGCGGAGAUGAAAAUCUUUGUGCCGGUAUCAUCAUGUUCGAUGUUCUGCUAAUAGUUCUGUAUGUGGCUGCAAGUCCUAUUGUGGGGUCCAUAACAGAAUGUGAAAGAUCAAAAUAUUUGUGUUCCGGUGCCUGUCCACCUUUACCGCAAGGUAUUCAACUGAAAUCAGAAUCUAUCUGCCUGAGAGACACAGAUACCGAUGCUUGUGUUUGCUGGCUCAAUAAUCCUUCUAGUCAACUCCAAAGCGUAUUCCGAUGUGAAGCUAAAAUUAACGGAAGUGCUGCGCACGUAAUUUGCAAUGCUCAUGAAGAUUGCUUCAACCCAGAUCCAGACAGACCUGUGUGCAUGAUCAUUCUUCAGUGCAACUGUCUCGAUAUUUGGUUUCCGAACGAAAUAUUAGACGACCGCUGGAAGAGAGUGAGAGCUAUAAUACAUACCAAAGAAAUAUACAACUCACAUAACGCAGACGGAAGUUCUGUUGAAAAAGUGCAAGAGGAAGUUAGAGAAUUUAGACUGAAACAUCUGCUGUUCCUAUUAGGUUUUGUAAUUGCUCCCUUACUGUGCUGGUGUCUCCUGAAUUUUUUCCACGAAGGAAAAUGUCGUAAAAAGGCACCUAAUCGACCAGAGGCACAGCCAAUUCCUACAUCUCGAUGCUCAACCAUUGACAAUAUGAACAAUAAUGAUGAUUCUUGUGGUGAACGUAGUUGCGAGGAUGUGGUUGUGGUACCCUUAUCGCCGCCUGCUCGCUCAUCAUUCAUCCGUUGUUCCCAAUCAGUUCCCUCACUACUCUCAUCUGCUCCUGAAGAUUUAGAGAACAGUCUAGAGAACACAACAGCCCAACAGCAAACACUUCUGAAAUUCGAAAGUCCUCCGCCUUACACUGAAACUAUGGAAAGAACGUACAUUGCUGAUCUUGGACCUCCACCUGCGUAUGAGGACGCCAUUAGAGGGACGGACAUUAAUAUUCAACAAUUGUGGCAAACUGUAUUCAUUUUAGAACCCGGUGCUCCCGGUGGAGAAAGAACUUGAGGAAAAUAUUCCUGAAAAAUAUACUUUACAGAGAUAUAGGGAGAGUAGAACUGCUUGAUGAUAUCGACCCGUGAACCAAGAGCAGAUAUCUACUGUGUUGUAAGAGCAAGAUUAUGCCUAGAUCUGCUCAGCUUUGUUUUUAAAUUGGACCAGGAUUUUUAUUAUUCAGCUAUUCGGUUCAUAUUUGUUAAAGUUGUGCCAAUUUUUUUAUAGUUCAUUGAAAUAGUCACGUGUUUCAAAU
Parasteatoda tepidariorum (common house spider) is the source of this 1553-nucleotide messenger RNA. RefSeq lists its product as uncharacterized. The record is from RefSeq and is a predicted model, not a curated record. NCBI's taxonomy places the organism in Eukaryota, Metazoa, Arthropoda, Arachnida, Araneae, Theridiidae.